UGAGGAGGGAGGAAGAGGAGGAAGAGGAGGAGGAGGCAGAGAUAAAGAUGUCAGAGACGGUGGGGGAAGAAGCUGUGAAUGUGAAUGGUGCAAAAUGCGGAAGUUUGGAGGACGCAGUAAUGGAUACAAAAGUGGGUACGAGAGAGAGGUUAUGAAUGGUGUCGCGAAGGACUGUGGGAAGAAUUGGAGUAGUGCGUUCCUCUGCCAUCAGAAACAUUAAUGAAGCCCAGCUGCCCUAUCAACCCCCUCCCCUCUCCUCCCGCCCUCGUCUCCCCCUCUUCUUCAUCACUCUCCUCCUCGAUCAGGCUCUCAUUGCAGCAGCAGCAGCGGCAUCUGCGUGGUCUGCAGAUUGCUGCUUCAGUCCACAUUCAGCUGGCUGCAAGGUGGGAGGAAGAGUGCCGCUCGUUAUCACCGUGUUUUUUUUAUUCUUCGACGUGGGAGAGUGGACUCUUCGCGUCUCACUGUGGCGUUCAUGCCAAUACUUGUGGGUUGAUCUCGACAGUACUGCUACGAGGUUGUAUUCAUCUGUGACCUCGGCUACUGAGGUGAGAAAGAAAGGCAAGCAUGAAAGGCCAGCUGAUAGUCUUGCUCAUUGGAGUGGUAAUGGCGGUGGCAUUGAGCGGCACUUGUGUAGAAGCGCAGGGGAAGAAGCCCCCGGCGACCUUCAUCCUGGGAGACUCUUUGGUGGACGUAGGCAACAACAACUACAUCUUCACAUUGGCCGCCGCUAAUCACAAGCCAUACGGCAUUGACAGGGCGGACAAAGUCGCCACAGGCAGAUUUUGCAACGGAAAAAUCAUCCCCGAUCUUGUCAAUGAUUACCUGGGGACUCCAUAUCCUCUUCCAGUGCUCGCUCCUGAAGCGGCUGGAACUAAUCUUCUCAAUGGUGUCAACUACGCGUCGGCUGGUGCCGGCAUCCUUGAAGAAACAGGCUCAAUUUUUAUCGGGCGUGUUACCAUGUCGCAGCAGUUUGGCUACUUCCAGAAAACGAAGGAGCAGAUUCAGGGGCUUAUUGGACAACCAGCAGCCACGCAGCUUAUCAACAACGCCGUUUACGCUUUCACAGUAGGAGGGAACGACUACAUCAACAACUACAUGGCAGUCACCACCAGCACCAAACGGAGAUACACACCUCCACAGUACCAAGAUCUACUUAUCAACACUUACAGAGGCCAGCUCAAAACUGCUUACGGCUUAGGAAUGAGGAAGUUCAUCAUCUCCAACAUGGGUCCCAUCGGCUGCGCGCCUUCCGUUCUCUCUUCGAAGAGCCAGGCGGGAGAGUGCGUCACGGAGGUGAACAACUACGCCCUAGGUUUCAAUGCCGCCUUGAAACCCAUGCUGGAGAGCCUGCAAGCCGAGCUUCCGGGGUCCAUUUUCCUCUACGCCAACGCUUUCGACAUUGUGAGGGGCAUCGUCGCAGACCCGUUGAAGUUUGGAUUCACAGACCCAGUGACCACAGCCUGCUGUGGAGUGGGGAAAUACAAUGGGAUUGACGGGGCGUGCCGCACCAUCGGCAAUCUCUGCGCGGACAGGUCGAAGUCUGUGUUCUGGGAUGCUUUCCACCCCACCGAGAAGGUCAACAGGAUCUGCAACGAAAAGUUCCUCCAUGGCGGCACCGACGCCAUUAGCCCUAUGAACUUGGCCACAUUGCUGGCCAUGUGAAUGUCUCCGCCAAAUUACAUACAAGCUAGGUCCUAGUCAUAGAGUUUUCAUUAUAGAUAAAGAUUAAGAGAUCCUCAAUAGUGCAUUCAACUAUUUGCUUCUUUCUGGAGGGUAUGAUCAAGUUGUGCUCAUCCACCAAUUUAUUUUUGACAAUAAUCUUCGUCCCUGCUUUUCCAAUUUAGAUUGGGAAAACGCUCUAGGAUGAGCGUACAAGUAUCAAUCCAAGUGUGAAUGUUAAAUUCGGUACCGACUUGUACUGAAAUGUGUGGGGAAACAGACAAUGUUGUAUACGAUUUAUGAUGGACACUGUGUCCAUCCAUUUACUGAUACACCAACCCAUACUGCGAUUA
Molecule: messenger RNA, 2012 nt
Organism: Physcomitrium patens
Lineage: Eukaryota; Viridiplantae; Streptophyta; Bryopsida; Funariales; Funariaceae
Product: GDSL esterase/lipase At4g28780
Molecular function (GO): hydrolase activity, acting on ester bonds
Source: RefSeq, a predicted model, not a curated record